AUGGCGACCGUCCCCGUGCCGACCGCGUCGUUCGCGCGUCCUCGCCGCCGUUAUCCCGACCUCGCCGGAGCGACCCUCGGGCCGUCCCGUAGUUGUAAAUUUGGCAAUGUCACGCGCGCCUCCGCUUCGUCCACCGCGUCCACCACCGUCGAGACCGGUGCCGGGUUGAAAUUGGAGAUCCUCUCGCAGAAGGCGGCGGGCGGCGCUACGAAGGCGCCGAUGCUCUUCGUCCACGGCAGUUAUCACGCCGCGUGGUGCUGGACCGUGCAUUUCUUCGAUUACUUCAGCGCCAGGGGACACGACUGUUACGCCGUCUCGCUGCGUGGGCAAGGCGGGAGCGACGUCCCGAGCGGCGUCGCCGUCGCGGGGACACUCGAGGAGCACGCCGCGGAUGUUAAAGACGCGUGCGCGUUCGUGUCGAAGGCGUCCGGCGCACCUCCCAUCCUCGUGGGGCACUCGUUUGGCGGGCUCGUGUGCCAACGCCUGUUCACGGGCGAGCCGCCGCCGUUGUCGGGGCUCGCGCUGCUCGCGUCUGUGCCGCCUUCGGGGAACGGUGAAAUGGUGAAGCGGUUCCUGAAGCGAUCGUUCAUAGCCAGCAUGAAAAUCACGUACGCGUUCAUCGCGGGCGCGUUCAAGACGAACGAGAAGUUAUGCAGGGAGUGCUUCUUCAGCGACGAUCUCCCGGACGCUGAGUUGAAGACACACAUGGGCUCGAUUGCGACGUCGUGUCGCGUGCGGCUACUAGACUUGAAAGCGUUAAAUGAUUCGCUACCGAUUCCACGGCCGAUUCCCGGGUCGCCGCCGGUGUGCGUGAUAGGGGGCGAAAACGAUUUCGUCGUGGAUGUCGAGGGCGUCGCGGAGUGCGCGGAGUGGGGCGGCGUCGACCCCGUCGUCCUUCCGAGAGCCGCUCACGACCUCAUGAUCGAUACUCGAUGGGAGGCGUGCGCGCAGGCGCUUGCGAAGUUCGCCACGCGCGUCGGGAGGAAGGGGGAGUAG
This is a messenger RNA of Micromonas pusilla CCMP1545, 996 nucleotides long. RefSeq lists its product as uncharacterized. The record is from RefSeq and is a predicted model, not a curated record. The coding region runs from base 1 to 996 and encodes 331 amino acids. NCBI's taxonomy places the organism in Eukaryota, Viridiplantae, Chlorophyta, Mamiellophyceae, Mamiellales, Mamiellaceae. The transcript has a single exon.